Messenger RNA from Plectropomus leopardus (leopard coralgrouper), 4739 nucleotides. RefSeq names its product PAS domain containing serine/threonine kinase (gene pask). Gene Ontology annotation, molecular function: ATP binding; protein serine/threonine kinase activity. Gene Ontology annotation, biological process: intracellular signal transduction; negative regulation of glycogen biosynthetic process; protein phosphorylation. The record is from RefSeq and is a predicted model, not a curated record. Gene Ontology annotation, cellular component: nucleus; cytosol; cytoplasm. Lineage: Eukaryota; Metazoa; Chordata; Actinopteri; Perciformes; Serranidae.
UUUACAAACACUACCGCUAAGUUAGUAGAAGCAGUAAAAUCUUUUUUUCCCCUUAACUAACCUGCUGGAAUGGCGUCCAAAGUUUCCCAACACUACGGCAACGUCAACUGGUAGUAAAUUCGUCAAACGUGAAGUGGCAACUCGGCAAUUUCAGAACAAAACACAGUCCGGCAUCGGUUUGUUUGUAGUGGGAGUUAACGUUAGCAGAUGGCUAGUUAGCCAGUUAGCAGAGGGGAGGUAACGUUACCUUGUCAACUAUAGCGUCAACUGAAACUGCUGUGCCCUCUGAAGGCAACACAAGCCGUACAGUUUCUGUCUACGACCAGCGCUGGAUAACCAACGGCAAUGUCGCUGUCGCCUCACUUUGGGCUGAGCCAAAGCAGCAGAGGUAAAGGAGACACUAUUUGUGUGGUGCCCGGCUUCUCCUCUGACCUGGAGGAUGACUUUGACCUGAAUAAGUCUUAUCCAUGCACCCAAAGACCGAUGUACAAGAGGAGCCUUUGUGCAGUGCAACGUCUUUAUUAUACUGGUGGUGCCUUGAAAGGUAAAAGUUUGGAUGCCUGCACAUCUGUUGCAGAGAGAAACCUCCAGAUCUCUAGCUUACAUCCUGGCUCCCAUGUUUCUGUUGCCUCUCUGCCACACCCGUCCACUAUCUCAGAGACAGAGGAAAGCUUGUUCAGUCAGCUGUUCUCCGGAGAUUUUAGCCUGUCGGGAUCUCCAUCUGCCCUCAACCCAAACAAAGUCAUUCUCACAGUCGACCAUAAAACCAGAGAGAUUUUGUCUGCAAAUGAACAGGCUUGCAAACUGUUUGAGUGCACCACAGAUGAGCUGAUUGGAAAAAAGCUGCCCUGUAUGUUGAAGAAAACCAGUCAGGUCCUGGAAGAGGCAAUGGAAGAAGAUUUUCCGCUAGCAGAUGGAACUGUUGAGACUGUGUCUGGAAAAGUGGUGGAUGUUGUGACGUUAUCUGGAGAGGUGUCUGUGUCAGUGUGUACCCACAGACAGCCACAAAAUGAAGAGCACUGGCUUUUCAUGAUGGAAAAUGUGGAAAGGGUAUCCGCCUUUCUGUCCUUUUCACAAGAUGGCAGUAUCCUAACCUGUGACUUGGCAUUUGCCCAUCUUCAUGGAUACCACCAUCCCGACGAGUUAAAAAGGUUGUCUGUGAAGGAGCUAAUCCCUUCUCUACAAAUCCCCCUGCACAGUAAUGCGUUGCCAAAAAUGCUGAGAGUUCAGAGAGUAUGUGGUAAAACAACAGGGGGUGCAUCGGUCCCACUGUGUGUCAAACUUCAAGGGGCAGUGGUAUGUGGGAGGACCCGACACCAAAACAAUGGGGCCAGUUACACCUGCCCAGCAGAGAGUCAUGAAAGAUCAGGUACACAGGAGAAUCAGCCACGCCCUCCUCUCGUCUCCUCUGUGUGCAAGUCAGAGGGAUCAAACCCUGAAGAGACAGCCUCUGAAACAAAAGCGGAUGAAAUCAUCCUGUCCCCCAGCCCUGUGCUGGAGUACUCUGGAACCGUUUGGGCGUUUGCGCCUCUGAGCGGUCUCCUCCUGCUCCGCCCUGAUGGCUCAAUCCACAGCAUCCACAACCACCUGGCUCUCAGUCUGUUUGGCUACGACAAGGACGAGCUGCUGAGAAAGAGUGUCACUUUUCUGAUGCCUGGUUUUUAUGGAUGGAUGUCUGAGUCAGACAGAAAGGCCAGCAGCCCCUUCUCUGAUUCUCAAGCAGAGGCUAAUAAAAGUACAGCCUCGUCCAAAAUAUCAGAGAAAUAUGACCCUUCCUCACUGGUGGCUGGAGAUAUGGCCAUGGUCCAUCAGGCUGUCCUGGGGAGAACCUCCACAGGCAGAGGCAGGAUCUUCACUGGAACCAGCACCAGGCUGGACAAACAGUGCAGCACUUUGUCCACCCUUUCUCCUCCUGCUGUCACCUCCACACGAGUGCUUACGACUGAUGACACUAUAGAGCUGAUGGAGCAGGCAGCCCAGGUUGCUCCCUGUGUAAGUCAGCUAGACAGCGCUGAUACCACUCAGGCCCUCCUCAAGACUUUUGCUUGGGUGGAACCUCCAGAAGAAGAGACGUACUGCCUGGUUCCCGAUGAACCAUCACACCACAACCAGGAACAGCAGCUCGGCAGCAAAGUUCAUAAAAACAAUCAACCUACUAUCAAGAUUAUCCCAGACACUCCCAGUCAGAAUGGACAUGAUGUUGGCAGAGUGGGUGACACGUCUCCAGAUGUCGGCAACGAUCACCGCUCGCCCUCUGUACUCCAAGAGUCCAGCUUUGAGGUCAUCUCACUGGAGAGCAGGUCUUCCUCCGGCUUCUGUGAAAACUUUGCCGGCCAUUGUGGUUCUGAGCCGGGGCAGGCAGAGGACUCUCGUUCAGCACACAUAGUGGACUCAGCCAGCUGUUUCCUGGACCUUAACAGCAAUGGUGACCUGGUGACCCGGGCACUGGCCGAGCUAGAUCUGAGCGGUAGUACAGAGCUUGUCAGCGGCAGAGGGUACAAUGGUGAUAACCAGCGCUCCAUGACAUCCUGUGAUACAGCUGAGCUCCUGCGUACACCCUCUACAUGUAUGAUAGAGUCUGACCACGAGGCAGAGCGCGUUAAGACCGGAAACCCUGGUGCUGAGGCCAGAAACAGCUCAAGUGAAGUAGAAAAAGAUGAAGGCGAGCAGGAUCAGUGGGCCGCGCUCUCUUCUAUUCAUAAAGACAAGAGCCAAGAGUUCUGCGUGCAGAUGACCAACGGGGUUCAGUCAGACGUUCCCUCCACAUCCACUCCAAAGAAGCAGAAGGUGAAUGGACAUGCCCCGCCCUCAGACGCUACGCAGAUACUGGAGGGGCGAUAUGAAGGAAGUGCCUAUCACAGAGACGGAACAAGAUUAGAUGUGCAGUGUGAUGUGUGCAGGACAAAACUCCCUGAUGGGAGCUCCAUGAUCUGCGUGUGGGUGAGUCGACCUGGCCAGCAGGGGUCGCUGAUGCAAACAGAUCGAUCACUCCACAACCAAUCAGGAGUGAGUCUAGGAGAGAGGAUUAGUGAGGCGAGUCAUGGCGAGGCAUUACGCUCCACCAUGGACCUAGAGCAGUCUCGAGCCUGUGAUGGACAGUUUGAGGAAGAGUACCAGCCUCUUAAAGCCGUGGGUAAAGGCGCCUUUGGUUUUGUCUGGAAGGCAAUAAGGCGCUGUGAUGGAGUAGAAGUGAUAGUGAAGUUUAUCAGCAAGGCCAGGAUAGUCAGUGACUGUUGGGUAGAUGAUCCCAUGCUGGGACGAGUCAGCCAAGAGAUUGCUAUACUGACACGAGUACAGCACCACAACAUAGUCAAGGUGCUGGAGGUGUUUGAAAAUGGGAGUUACUUCCAGAUGGUGAUGGAGAAACAUGGAGAUGGCCUGGACCUUUUUGAGUUUAUAGACAUGCAGCCAAGACUGGAUGAGCCCCUGGCCAGCUACAUCUUCAGACAACUGGUGGCUGCUGUCUUCUAUCUGAGGACUAAGAACAUCCUUCACAGGGACAUAAAAGAUGAGAACAUCAUCAUCGAUAAGUGUUUCCACAUUCGACUGAUAGACUUCGGCUCUGCUGCCAUGAUGGCGCCCAGGAAGCUUUUUUACAAUUUCUGUGGCACAUUGGAGUACUGCUCCCCGGAGGUGCUUCAGGGAAAUCCUUAUGAGGGUCCAGAGCUGGAGAUGUGGUCUCUGGGUGUGUUGCUCUACACUCUGCUGUUCAGUGAAAACCCUUUCUGUGGUGUUGAAGAGAUCCUGGAGGCCAAACUAAAGCCCCCGUUCCCCCUCACUCCAGACCUACAUGGUGUGUUAUGCAGGCUGCUACACCGUGAUCCAGCUCAGAGAAUGACUCUGGACCAGCUGCUGCUGCAGUCCUGGAUCAGCCAGCCCAUUUCCCUGGCAGAGUACAGCUGGACAGAGGUGGUCCCUGCAACUCAGAGCAACUGCUCACCACAGCACCAGGAGUCCAGUUCUCAAAUGUAUGUCAGACAAAGUUUGUUCCCAGAUCAAUACGAUGAGACUCUUCCUGAUGAUGAGGAGGAGGAAGAGGAGGAGGAUGAGGAUGACAGGUUGUCAAUGGCAGCCCUGGAAACAGAGCUUCAGAAGUACCUCCAUGAGGAUUAAAGGCUGAAUUUAAAGGGAGUUCAACCACCUUCCGACAUUUAGACAUGAAGGUCAAAAUAAGAAAAGGGAAGCCAGUCUUUAUUCAAGAAACUACCAUGUAGGCACCAGUCUUUUAGAGACAAAUAGACAAUGAAGUAUAAACAGUUUGCUACCAAGUGAAGUGAAGAUCGUUAUUCAGCUUUUUUUAGCCAAAAUGUGCUUGUUUCACAUAUUUGUGAUUGCAGAUAGCAACACCGAGGAACACAUGUAUCAUGGUGUGGCUUUUUUUACUUUAAUGUAAUCUUUCAUAUUUAUUCUUUGAAGCCUUAAAAUCAUAGUUUUCGCAGAGAUCCAGCUUUACCACCAAAACCCAAAGUGACCACAGCCUUGAUGUUGUUUUACCUCAGAUAAACCGUACCGAGAACUUGAUUAAAGUGGAAGUGAAUUGUUUUAUUCAUGCUGCUUUUGUUAAGUGACUGUUUGAUUCUCAUGAUUUUAAUCUUGACUGUUUUAAUUAAACAUUGUAAGUAUAUUUACAAUAUAUUAUCUAUUUAUUUUUUGUAGAUUAAUAAAUAUUGACAACAAAUGUGUUCCUUUUUAUGUAACUGAGGAAUGGCCUGUUGAUCAGAACUGCAGAUUGUUUUUGU